Molecule: messenger RNA, 815 nt
Organism: Eruca vesicaria subsp. sativa (arugula)
Lineage: Eukaryota; Viridiplantae; Streptophyta; Magnoliopsida; Brassicales; Brassicaceae
Source: the annotation of a GenBank genome assembly
AUGGGUCAACAAGCAGAUUUCUUGAUCCAUAAGGGUAGUCACGUUUUAUUUAUUUUGCAUUGGCAAAUUUUAUUCGGAUCCAAAGAUAACUAUAUGGUGAUUAACAGGAAAACUUUGGGUAUAAUGUCUGAAUGUCAAAGGAUGAAUGUUAAAUUAUAUGGCAAAUUGAGGUUUACGGCUUCCUUUUGGGGCAGGUUUUUCGAUGGCCUUUGGUUGUCUUUGACAAAGGAUGAAUGUCAGAUUAUAUGGUUAAAUCUACGCAUAUGGCUAUGGUUUCAGUUUUCGAUUUAUCUAUAUAGUAUAGAGAUUCUCAUUUACAUGAAGGUCUCUUUAAAUGAUGCUACAAGGUUGGUCAUUUAUAUUGGGGGACAGUGGGAAACUGAUGGCGGGUUAAUUUGGGUCUUCAUAUACGUCCAAGGGUCUGGGAAGUACUCUGACCAGUGUGAGAUCAUGGAUGGUGUUUUGAAUUCGGCUUGUGCCGGUUUUCUAAUAAAGAUUAAGAUUCCGGGUAUGAUCAUGGGUUGGCUAAUGGAAGUUAGUUGGAUACAAGCCAUUAUUGAUAUAAGCAAUGGAUUUCGUGAUCAGGGGUUAAAAAUUCAAGGAUGUCAACACAACGUUUGUCACAGACUUUUUCAGGCUGUAUUUAUUAUUCGUGUAUCUGUGGUAUUACCUUUGUUUAGUCAAUAUAUGGGUUCUAAAUGGCAUGUUUGGGUUGUCUUUAUGAUGUUUGUCAUUGAUAAGCUAGUAUUGGCACUUGUGAUACAAUGUGAGUAUGAGUCUUUUUUGUGGUUCAGGGGAUGUAAUGUGGCUUUUGA